Durusdinium trenchii is the source of this 876-nucleotide messenger RNA. Lineage: Eukaryota; Dinophyceae; Suessiales; Symbiodiniaceae. The record is from the annotation of a GenBank genome assembly.
AUGUCGGUCUUCGCUGUGCCCAUCCCGGACGAGGCGAAGCGUGAUGCAAUGAGUGCCCAGCAGAAGCAGAAAGCACAGAAAGUCAAGCAAUCAGUAGAAAACAAAUGCCCCCCUGAUGGCGAUUGCCUCUUUCACGCGCUGGCCAUUCACGAAGACGGCGACGGCGCAGAACUGAGGAAGGAAGUGUCCGACUACCUCGAGAACACCGCGGAGGAAGAAGCCGACAUGCAGGCUUGCCAGGCUUUCUACGAUGAAGCCGAUCAUCUCCGUGGCCCCAAAGAGUCGAACUGGGGAGGACACACGAGCUUGGUGGCAUACACCAAGAUGCGCGGCCGCAAAGUGUAUGUCCACACGCUGCAGGCAGAUGGGAGUUGCCAUGUACAGGAUGCGACCCAUGCCACCGUGCCAGGAGACUCAAUUGCCACCCACGUGCUCUACAACGGUACCACCCACUACGACGCAUUGCUUCAUCUCGAGGAAGCUUCGCACACAAACGUUGAGCCGGCGUGGGCAAACCAAAGCCUGCCAGCCAAGUAUUUCCAACAGAGGGAAAUCACUACCACGCCGGCUUCCACAGCAGCAACGGCACCAGUACCCGAGCCACCAAACAAGAAAGCACGCGCGGCUUCCAUAGCAGCAGCGCCUCCAGUACCCGAGCCACCAAAGAAGAAAGCGCGUGUUGCUUCCACAACAGCAACGCCUCCAGCACCGCAGCCACCAAAGAAGAAAGCUCGCGUGGCAAACCCCGCAGAUAGCCAAAAUACAAACGACGCAGAUCCCAGCGAAACCCAGCAAGAACACAGGCGGUACUACCGCAAAACAACACCCCCGCCAGAGCUCCGCGACAGCAUCAUGGACGAGAUCAGCAACGCAAAG